This is a messenger RNA of Condylura cristata (star-nosed mole), 2053 nucleotides long. RefSeq names its product cytochrome b ascorbate-dependent protein 3. The record is from RefSeq and is a predicted model, not a curated record. The coding region runs from base 189 to 917 and encodes 242 amino acids. Gene Ontology annotation, cellular component: lysosomal membrane. The transcript is spliced from 7 exons. Gene Ontology annotation, molecular function: oxidoreductase activity. Lineage: Eukaryota; Metazoa; Chordata; Mammalia; Eulipotyphla; Talpidae.
GCGGAGCCCGUUGGCCAGGAGUCUCGGAGACCCCAGCCCCGCUGCGUCCCGAUGCAGCUCGGGGGGAGCAGAAGACUGAGACCUGCACAUGUUGAGUGAUAUGCUCCAGGUACCUUAGUUUGUGCAAAUCAGAACCCAGCCCAGCCCUCUGUCAGCCGCCGCGAGAUCUGAAGGAGUGCUUGAUCAGAAUGGCUGUGGGAUGGUUUUACCUGUCCUGCCUGGCACUGGGGUCUCUGGGCUCCUUGUGCAUCCUCUUCACUGCCUAUUGGAUGCGGUACUGGCGUGGUGGCUUUGCCUGGGAUGGCACCGUGUUCAUGUUCAACUGGCACCCGGUGCUCAUGGUUGCUGGCAUGGUGGUGCUGUAUGGAGCUGCCUCGCUGGUGUACCGCCUGCCCCAGUCGUGGGUGGGGCCCAAGCUGCCCUGGAAACUCCUCCACGCGGCCCUGCACCUGGCGGCCUUCACCCUGACCGUGCUGGGGCUGUUCGCCGUCUUUCAGUUUCACCAGCAUGGAAACAUCGCCAACCUCUAUUCCCUGCACAGCUGGCUGGGCAUCACCACUGUCUUCCUCUUUGCCUGCCAGUGGCUCCUGGGCUUUGCUGUCUUCCUGCUGCCUUGGGCGCCCACGUGGUUACGCUGCGUCCUGAAGCCCGUCCACGUAUUCUUUGGAGCGUCUGUCCUCUCUCUGGCCAUUGCGUCCGUCAUUUCCGGCAUUAAUGAGAAGCUUUUCUUCAGCCUGAAAAAUGCCACCCAGCCGUACUCCAGCCUGCCCAGCGAGGCUGUGUUCGCCAACAGCAUUGGGAUGCUGGUGGUGAUCUUCGGGCUGCUGGUGCUCUAUAUCCUCCUGGCUUCCUCUUGGAAGCGCCCGGAGCCUGGGAUCCUGACGGACAGACAGCCCCUGCUGCAUGAUGGGGACUGAAGCAGGAAAGGGCGCCAGGAGCAGCCGGACGCCCCCAGAAGCUCCGCUCUGCCAGGGGCUCCAUCGACGUGGGUCUGGACCCACACGGCUCCUCUCCUUGCCUCGCCCUGCUGGGCCGCUCUCUGUCCCAGCUUGCUGCUGCCACCUGCUUUUCUCUGUAGCUUUGGCCUCUGCACCCCUUUUUCUUGGCAUCAGCCUCUCCCAUUCUGCACGUCCACCAGGACCUCUUUGCCCUGGCCGCUCAGGCCGUCUGAAGAAACCAAGCUGACUCCCCGAGGCCCCUGGGGGUCUGGCUGAGUCUGGUGAGCCAGGGCACAGUUGUGGCUGUGUGAACGGCCAGGGUUUGGCCUGCAGGUGUGGCUUCCAUUUAGGCCUCCUGCCCCCGGGCCCGCAGGAGCAGGCUGGCCUGUUAGGUUCCUGCAGCCUGGCCGUAGCUGAGCAGAAGGGGUACUCAGCAGUGGAAUGGGGGGUAGGGAGUGGCUCUACCUCUUUUAGCCGCUGCGACAGCUGGGGCCUGGGCCUGGCCUUCCCGUCCUCGCAGCCCUGCCAACCCUGGCAACCUGCUGUCCCACGCGGGACCGCCCGGCCCCAGCUGUCCCGAUGGACUGAGCAGCAGGGCAGCCGUCCCCUCCCGCCUGCCUGGGCAGUGUCCACCUUGCUGUCCUGGCAGGGCCUCGCCAGCUCGGUUGGUGUUUUGCCCAGCAGAGCCCAAGGAGCCAUCACCCGUGGAGGUGUUCCCUGCCGGGCAGCUCGGUGCCUCGCCUGCCGCCAUGCUUGCCCGACCCGGUGGCUCGCCUCCCGCGGAGAAACGGGCAGGCGGAGUCCCGCUGCUCCCCCCGGGUGGGGCUGUGCUUCCCUAGCUCUCCUAGAGCCCGCAGAGCCGGGCUCCACACGGCCGCAGAGCCCGAGUGGCGAGCCCGGGGCCGGAGCCUGGGUGCCGUAGCCCGAGGCUGACGCAGCCCAAGCCCGCGUGGCCAGCGUUGUUAGGAGGACCCUGCUGGAAGCUGCGGCUGGGUGCAGGGCGCUGAGCCAUCGGCAUGACCGAUUACCUUGGUCACGUGGCCACUUCCCCCUUCCCAUGUGGAUGGGCAGCUCACUUGCUCAUGAAGCUCGAUUUGCAUUAAACGUGAUUUUAA